AUGUCAGGGGUCACUCGUGUAAUCUCGCGACACGAGUCGCCCUCUUCCAUCAACAAGAGGCGACCUUCCUCACCAUCUUCCCGUUCAUCUUCGCAAUCACCUCGACAUUCGGACACCUUGUCACCAGAAACAAGCUAUAAUUCGCAUGACUACCCAACAAAGGGUCACGGAACCACAUCUGUACGUCGACGCGAAGCGAACCGUUUGGCGGCUCAACGGUUCAGGAGUAGGAAGAAAGGUUAUCAAGACAGCUUGGAGGAAAGGAUAAGGGUAUUGGAAACGGAGAAGGAUGUUCUGAUUCGACAGAUGGAUGACAGCCAUGGAUCUAAACCGAAACACCGCUCCUCCAGCGUUCGUCAGGCCAGCGUCGACGAUUGGACUACAGCCUCGCGUAAACCCAAAUCCACGUCUUCACAGCGAUCACCAUCGCCUGCCCCUCUCGACGCAGAUGUUCGUAUCGCUGCCCUUGAAUCUGCCAAUAGACGAUUACAAGAUGAUCUUCGCAGACUCACAGACGAGAAUGAACAGCUACGCGACGAGGCGAGACGGUGGAAAAGUUGGAAAGAAGAUGGCGUUCAUUCUCGUUAUGGCAUCGACGAAGAUUUGAAUUCCAUAUUGAUUUCGCCGAGAAAACAACUUCGACCUAACCUACCACCUCUCGAACGGCCGGUGGCAUAUCCUACCCCUUCCUCGUCUUCCUACGGGUCAAACACUUAUAGCGCUCCGCUCGGUCAGCUCGAAAGCAAUGAGUCUUUCUCCAGGUCGACCGAAGUCACACAUAAUAUUCAGUUGCCCUCCCUUCGAUUACCGCCAAUCCGAGUUGCAAUGUCCCCUGGGGGACAAACGCUCCCUUCUCCUACCUUCACCCCUCGGUUUAACGGGCCCGUCCUCGAUCGACCACCGCAAACGAAUCGUUAG
This is a messenger RNA of Kwoniella shivajii, 918 nucleotides long. RefSeq lists its product as uncharacterized. Lineage: Eukaryota; Fungi; Basidiomycota; Tremellomycetes; Tremellales; Cryptococcaceae. Gene Ontology annotation, biological process: regulation of DNA-templated transcription. Gene Ontology annotation, molecular function: DNA-binding transcription factor activity. The record is from RefSeq and is a predicted model, not a curated record. The transcript has 2 exons. Bases 1 to 918 code for a protein of 305 amino acids.